GCGCUUCGAUCAGCCCUCCAAUUGCCUCGCCCCUUGUGCUGCAGUUGUUGCAAUAACAAUGGCCGCUUCUCGCUCUUUGAUGCGGCUGGGCACUGGCCGCUCUUUGGGGUUGGCCGCCCGGUCAUCCCGCAAUUGCCGUGCCUUCUCGUCAACCCCUCUGCAGCAGGUAGCAAAGGCCACUACAGCUGGCACGGAUACUCCAAACAUGCGUCAGGCAGAGCGCCCUCCCUCGGGCCCUCUUCGCGCUCCCGUCGUAAACCAGGCCGACAAGUACCAGGACAAGGCCGAGAGCCUGCACAACUACGGCCAGUACGUCAUGUCCUGCCUGCCCAAGCAUAUCCAGCAGUUCUCCGUUUGGAAGGACGAGCUUUGCGUCUACGUUCCUCCGUCCGGUAUCAUCCCGGUCAUGAACUUUCUCAAAUACCAUACCUCGGCUGAAUUCACGACAAUCUCCGAUAUCACCGCCGUCGACUAUCCAACCCGUGAUCAGCGGUUUGAGGUCGUCUACAACCUUCUUAGCGUCCGUUACAACUCCCGCAUCCGAGUCAAGACCUACGCCGAUGAGGCCAGCCCCGUGCCCAGUGUCACCGGUCUGUUUGAAGGUGCUCUGUGGUACGAGCGUGAAGUCUACGACAUGUUCGGCGUGUUCUUCUCAGGACACCCUGAUCUGCGCCGUAUCAUGACCGAUUACGGUUUCGAUGGUCACCCGCUGCGCAAGGACUUCCCCUUGACUGGAUACACCGAGCUCCGAUACGACGAGGAGAAGAAGCGCAUCGUCAUUGAGCCUCUCGAACUUACCCAGGCAUUCCGCAACUUCGAGGGAGGUUCUACGGCCUGGGAGCCUGUUGGGCCAGGCAACGACAAGACACCUGAAUCGUUCAAACUGGCCACUCCCAAGCCUGAGCCACCAAAGGAGGAAGAAAAGAAAUAGAAUCUUUAUGUACCCGUAUUUUCUCGUUUGCUUUCCCAGUUCUGUAUGUACAUACCGCCGUGUCUAUGUUAGAUGGUAUUUUAUGGUGUUCCUCAUGGACAACAUAUCCACUGCAUUUCUUAAAUACCUGCAUACAGACUAUAUAGUAGAUGAUUGUUUUUCUGUAUUAAUCCAGUAGAGCAGCCCG
Molecule: messenger RNA, 1118 nt
Organism: Aspergillus versicolor CBS 583.65
Lineage: Eukaryota; Fungi; Ascomycota; Eurotiomycetes; Eurotiales; Aspergillaceae
Product: complex I 30 kDa subunit family protein
Exons: 3
Coding region: 59-931 (290 amino acids)
Molecular function (GO): NADH dehydrogenase (ubiquinone) activity
Source: RefSeq, a predicted model, not a curated record